GGAUAAAUACCGGCUUCUGCAAACAAUUUUGAAAUCAGUGUUGACUUUUCAAAAGUUUCAACAAGUACAAUGUAGAACAUUGGUCAUUAGUGCACAGCAAGUUUUUGCGGACCCAAUCUAAAUUUAACGUUCUUCCAUGGAUUAUGAUCGCCACGGUUUAGUUCGACUAUUUUAAUGUUCUAGGACUUUUUGUGUUAUUUUAACAAUCUUGUGAUAAUUAUUUUAAUGCAAUUUCUUAAUUUCAUUUAUUUAUUUAUUGAUCAUUUUAUUUAUUGAAGUUUGACGAUGGCAAACUCAGAAGUGGACUCGUCCUAUCCGGACUUUAGUAAUCUCCCGGAUGUAGUUUGGGUCCGCAUAAUGCAAUCGCUGUCGCUUAGCGAACGGGCAAAAGUAGCAAGAACAUGUCGUCUGCUGAAUGAAUUAUUCAAUCACCCCUCGUUAUGGUACUCACAGAAACUUUAUUUCAUGGGCGACUUUCAUAAAUCGUCCCGGGAGAAAAAAAUCAUAUUUUGUACGCCAUUUUAUGCGGAGUUAAUGAAAAGAUUUGGGAAAUAUUUUCAAAAUCUCACAAUCAAAAUUGAUGGUGAUUUCCGGAGCAUUCCUGCUGAUGUCCAGGACAUUUUAGAAGAGGUCGCCAACCGCUGCCGACUAGAAACCCUCACAUUAGAAGCCGGACCUAUCACGUCCUCGUUUCAUGCAACAUACUGUUCCCCGCCAAAUUACUCCGCUGUCAAAGUUCUUGCUUAUUUUGUUCAAAAGGCUUUUAGAAUGAAAUACUUACACAUAAAGUCCUGGCCAAUGUACAACCAAAUUGACACUGAUGGGGUUUUAAAAAUUUUCAAAGUUCCUUUGUUCUCAAAAAGAGAAAUUUGCCCAAAAACUCUCCCCGGGCUUUUUAUGGGUGUUCUGGGUCGAAAAGGUUUAGGAGUGGCCCCUUUUUGCCAAACCCCAAAUAUUCAACCCAGCACAUGGCAGGCACUUAGUAGAAUAAAUCCAGAUUUUAGGGUUGAGUGUACCAUAUUUCUUGACACUCCAAAUAUGGAACUGUCAAACUUGCUAACACCUAAUAUUCCGUUAUCCGCUAUUGUGUAUACAAAAUACUCCAAGAUUGACCCGUUAACGUUAACCAAGGUGUACACUCAGUAUAAAGAAACUAUGACAAAGUUCCAAAGUUACUGCGACUCGUGCUUCAUUGAUAAAGGAUUACUGAUAAUGGCUCAGACGUGUAUUAAUCUCAGUGAGAUCAUUUACCAUGGAGAAAUCAAUAGCCUCUUCGUUGUUGCUAUCGCAAAGGCUAGAGGAAACUGUCUAAAACGGUUCGAAGUGAGAGAAUGGAAGAUAAAAGUAACCAAGGAAUUCGAUGACGUUGAUGAAGAUGAUGUUAUAGCGAGAUGGCGUGAUGGUCCACUUGUUCUUAGAAAUCCUACAAAAUUUCAAAUGUCAGAGAAGCAGAAACAGGAAGUGUUGCAGACGAUGAUUGCGAAAGUAAGCGAAGCACUGGGAACGCCGUGGAAACCACUCAAAUGGAUGAAAGCACUGUGAUUUAUCAGCUUUAAAUUCGUAGAAUUCUUAAUACAUCUUAAUUUUUCUGUAAUAAUAUAUCCAAACAAACGCAAAAUUUGCUCUUUUGAAACCUUGUAAUUUUGUAAAAUAUUAGGCUUAUUUCUGACGCCAAGUUUCUAUUGCGAUACUUUUUGCACUUAAAGUAGUGCAUUUUAAUCAAAAGAUAUUACAAAAAUCAAAAUUAGUCUGUGUGUUUUAAACAAAGUUUGCGCAAUGUUCAAAUCAACAGUUUGAAUAGUACAUGUAGUAUGCUAAAAGUUUUUCAUGUUCGGAGCCUUCGUGGUCGCUGACAAUUCCUUUCAUCGUUGCAUAUGUGUUUGAAUUUCUCUAGGAAAUUUGGAAACUUUGAAACAACUAUCCGUUUAGCGUAAGGAAUAUCAGGACCCGUGUACAUGUCUUAACAGAUGCAGCUAAUGUACUUCCUACGCCAUUAAAUGUUGAAAGUUGUCAGGUAGCAUUAACACAUGUGAAAUGGCCGAUGUUUUCUUUGUACUGAGUCACCUUAUUUUAUUUCAUGUAAAAUUGUAUGUUUUGUAGGCACAUAUAUGUGUUUAUUAAUUUGCCUUUAAAAUUUGCUUUUAUAUUAAUAUUAACUUUAUUUAUGAAUAUGUGGCAACAAUAUAUUAUAUCUCUGUAGCAUAUGUGCAUCUAUGAUAGAAACAUUUUAGCCAUCUUUUAUAUGAAUACAUAUCAUUAUUUAAAUUUUUAAUCUCUUUAUAUUAAUAUUUUUUACAUUUUACAAAGUUUUGUAUAAAAAGAUAUUUUAAAUUGUUUCCAGCAAUCUCAUAUUAAACUCUAGUAGACUUUUAAAAUCCUGUUAUUUUUUGUCCAAAUCCCCUGCUUUUUAAAGACAAAUCCCCCUACCUCGGUGGCUGUAAAUAUGGCAUAUGGAUCUAUACUGUUGGCUGACUUAAAGUUCAUUUUUAAUAUUCGUUUUGUAAGUAAUACCCCUAAAAUAUUGAUAAUUGACGGGUCCAUAAAAAGACGCUGGAUUAGUCCGUUCAAUCAAUUGUUAAAAAUGCAUUCAAAGACGAAAACAGUUAUUUUAUUUUAUUCGGUUUUACGUGCCCUAUAUGGUAAUGUCAGUAAAAAUAUGAAAAGUUGUUUUAUUUUCUUAUGCUGUAUAAUGAUCAUUUUGAAAAAAUGAAAUGCAUGACAACAUAUAUUUAAUAUUGAUUUCUUCAUGCGAUAAAAUUAUGACGAGAAAAUACAGUGAUUUUAUUGUGUCGCCUCUACGGAGUAGUGGCGACAUAUAGGGAUCACUUCUCCGUCGUCUGUCUGUCUGUCUGUCCGUCUGUCCGUCACAAAACAUGUCCGGACUACUCCUCAUAAACUACUGGUGCAAUUUCAUCCAAACUUUACAGGAAUGAUCAGUACCAAGUCUAGUUGUGCAUAUUGUCAGCAUUUUUCGGUUCAAUGAUUUUUGGCAGAGUUAAGGCCCUUUAAUAUUUUUUAAUUUUAAAGUUUGUCCGGACUACUUCUCUUAUACCACUAAAGCAAUUUCAAUGAAACUUUACAGGAUUGAUCUGUAGCUCAAGUCCUUGCGCAUAUUGCAAGGGUUUUCCGGUUGAAUGAUUUUUGGCCGAGUUAUGGCCCUUUGAUAAAAAAGGUGUUUUUUCUGUGUGUUGCCAGAUACACAAAAUCUUGUCCGGACUACUCCUCAUAAACUACUGGUGCAAUUUCAUGUAAACUUUACAGGAAUGAUCAGUAUCAAGGGUAGUUGUGCAUAUUAUAAGCAAUUUUCGGUUCAAUGAUUUCUGUCAGAGUUAAGGCCCUUUAAUAAUUUUUAUUUUUAAAGUUUGUCCGGACUACUUCUCUUAUACCACUUAAGCAAUUUCAAUGAAACUUUACAGGAUUGAUCUGUAGCUCAAGUCCUUGAGCAUAUUGCACGGGUUUUCCGGUUGAAUGAUUUUUGGCCGAGAUAUGCCCCUUUGAUAAAAAGGUGUUUUUUCUGUGUGUUGCCAGAUAGGCAAAAGCUUGUCCGGACUACUCCUCAUAAACUACUGGUGCAAUUUUAUCCAAACUUUACAGGAAUGAUCAGUACCAAGUCUAGUUCUGCACUGUCCGUCUGUCUGUCCGUCUGUCACAAACUUUGUCCCAACAUGAAAUUGGCCAUCAUGAGGCGACACAUGUGAUUACUGAUCGCUCUUGUUAUUUUGAUUGGUCUGUUCUUCAAUAUGUGUUAUUUUCUUAUUAUAUACAUGUAUAAUGUGGUAUUUUGUUGAUAAAAUUCAUUGUUUAAAAUUUUAUACUCAAUAGUUUGCCGAGACUUUUUUGUUUUACGUUUUUCAAUUAUGUAAGAUGCAAAUGUAGAGUCAAAAACCAUGGGAGAAGUUUAUUUAUUUUUUUUAUUUUUUUGGUCGUUCAAUUUAUUUGCUGUGUUCAUUUUAAUUUUAAAACUAUAUUGUUUACUCAGGGAUAUUAUUUUUUUUUCAAAUAUAAUAAAUGAAAUUAAAAUGGUCAGCAAAUGAUAAAAACAUGUGCCAAUAUAUUUAAUGUCUGUAAUGAUACAGCUGGAAACAACCAUAUAACCUUCAAAGCUGCAUGCCUCUAGAUGAGCUAGAACAUUUCAAGAAAAAUCAAACAUUAGAAAAAUUUACUAAGAUUUUAAGAAAAUGUAAUUUACAUGUUAUGUGUGAUUAAAAACUGAUUCCAAAGUUUUUAUCACCAUAUUUCCAAUGCCAGACUAAUGCAGUAAAGACUCCUUUUUGCAUAAUUUAACCUCUUCUUGGUGAUUUGCAUGGAUUUAAGUGCCAAUUUCAGUGUGGAAAUUACUUUCUUUGUCUAUUUUACAAUAUUUUAGUUUUAAGCACAUUUUCAUGAAAAUUAAGGAAUCUGUUUAAAGUGUUGGUGCAACUUAAAAUCAAACAAACAAACAUUUUAAACGAGUCGAUAUUGAAUUUACUAAUCAUAUUUUGUAAGCUUAUAGUAGAUUUAAAAAAAAAAAACACGCACUAUUAUAUUUGUUGAACAUUCUAAUUUAAUAAGUAAACUGUGUCAUGUUAAAGGUUAACGCUAAAAUGUUGUAGAUGAUGUUGUGUAUUAAAACAUUCAUGUAUGUUAUGAAUCAAAACUUUCCGUCCUUUAACUUUGAUAUCAUGUAGAAAUUGUAUAUACAAAUGUAUGUUAUGUGUAAAUUUUGUGUACAUAUAAUAUUUAUACCAUAUUUUACCCCCGCACAUCGAAGUUGUAAGGGGGUAUACUGGAAUCAGCUUGUCCGUCCGGACGUCUCCUCGUCCGGCCGUCCGUCGGUUUUUUCUUGUCAGCCCAAUAACUUAAGAUUUCUUUGACCCAAAGUCUUCAUAUUUGACAUGGAGGUUAGUCAUGCCAAGAACAUGACCCCUAUUGAUUUUGAAAUCAGUGGGUCAAAUGUUAAGGUCACAUGGGCCUUGAAAAAAGAGCUUGUCCACCCAAUUAACUUAAGAUUCCUUCGACUCAUAGUCUAAAAAUUUGGCAUGCAGGUUAUUCAUGACAAGUAGAUGACCCCUAUUGAUUUUGGGUUUCUUGGUCAAAUUUCAAGGUCACCGGGGCCUUGACUUAAAAAAGCUUGUCCGCCCAAUAACUUAAGAAUCUUUUGACUCACAGUCUUGAUAUUUGGCAUGGAGUUUAGUUAUGAAUAGAAGAUGACACAUGUGGAUUUUGAGGUCAUUGGGUCAAAGGUCAAGGUCACAGGGGCCUUGGCUUAAAAAAGCUUUUCCGCCCAAUAACUUAUGAUUCCUUUGACCCAAAGUCUUCAUAUUUGGCAUGGAGGUUAGUCAUGAUUAGUAGAUGACCCCUAUUGAUUUUGAGGUUUCUGGAUCAAAGGUCAAGGUCACAGGAGCCUUGACUUAAAAAGCUUGUCCACCUAAUAAAUUAUGAUUCCUUUGACCCACAGUCUUCAUAUUUGGCAUAGAGGUUAGUCAUGAUUAGUAGAUGACCCCUUUUGAUUUUGAGGUCAACUGGGUCAAAGGUCAAGGUUACAGGGACUUUGAUUUCAAAAGUUUGUCCGACCAUUCACUUAAGAAAUCUUUGACCCACAGUCUUCAUAUUUGGUAUUGAGGUUGUUUAUAGUUGUAAAGGGUGUAUACUGGAAUCAGCUUUUCCGUCCGGCCGUCCGUCGGUUUUUCCUUGUCCGCCCAAUAACUUAAGAUUCCUCUGACCCACCGUCUUCAUAUUUCGGUUUUAGAUUGGUCAUGAUUCGAAGAUGAUCCCUAUUGAAUUUGAGGUCACAGAGUCAAAAGUCAAAGUCACAGGGGUGUUGACUUAGAAAAGUUUGUCCGCCCAAUAACUUAAGAUUCCUUUGACACAUAGUCUUCAUAUUUGAUAUUUAGAUUGGUCAUGAUUAGUAGAUGAUCCCUAUUGAUUUUGAGGACACAGGGUCAAAGGUCAAGGUCACAGGGGUCUUGACUUAAGAAAGUUUGUCUGCCCAAUAACUUAAGAUUCCUUUGACAUGGAUAUUUGGCAUGGAGGUUAGUAAUGAUAAUUAGAUGAUCCCUUUUGAUUUUGGUUGUUUAUGACUAGUAGAUGACCUUUAUUGAUUUUUUAGGUUACUGUGUCAAAGGUCAAUGUCACAGGGAUAAUUCUUUAAUAUGCUUGUCUGCUAAGAUGCUUAAGAAUGUCUAUCCACAGUGUAUUGAUUUUGACAUUUUAACAUUUGAAGCAUGCAGAAUACUAAACUUAGAAAUUAGAAUAACGUAGCAAUGCACUGGCUUAGUAACCUCAGAUUUGGCAGGGAGGUUGUCCUUGAGCUCUAAAUGGCCACUAUUGAUUCUGACAAAGUGGUAUGUAUUGUGAUGUCAUGUUAAAAUCAUACUACAGUUUUGAUUUUGUAAAAAGAAAGCUUAGAAAAGAAGAUUAAUUAUGUAAUAGGUGAUUAGAAAAUGUAUAAGAAAAAACUGAUUUGAUGAAAUUCUUGGCUGAAAGGGGAGAUAAUUCUUUUCAAAUAGAUGCCAGAGUUAUAAACCUUGCCAUAUGUGAAAUUUUUCUUUCAUGUAAAGAAAUCCCAGCAUGUUUCCAUAAUUUUACUUAUUUUAAUAUUUGUUUUUACAAAUGUUUGCACUUUCAUACUUUUAAUAUGCCUAG
Molecule: messenger RNA, 6624 nt
Organism: Ruditapes philippinarum (Manila clam)
Lineage: Eukaryota; Metazoa; Mollusca; Bivalvia; Venerida; Veneridae
Exons: 2
Coding region: 286-1542 (418 amino acids)
Molecular function (GO): protein binding
Source: RefSeq, a predicted model, not a curated record